GUGAUUUUAAAAAAUAGUUGUUUUCUGAAAUUUGUUUAUUUUCUCCUCAUGUCUAUUUACACCGGUGAAUGAGAAAACUGUCGCACAUGCGCAGUAACUGUUACCAUUUAAGUCGGAGGAAAUUGUGACACACUGUCACACCAAUUUCUCACCAUGCCGUCUGGAAAUGUUGAUAAAAGGGAUGUUAAUGAACGGAUCGAAAGUUUUCUGUCGGAAUUAAAAGCGCAAGUCUUCUUUAGUUCUCACUAUCUUGCUCAUCAUGUACUUGAUCUGCUUGUACAAAUCAUCUCUGAAUAUGAAUGGAAUAAUGCCAAGGAGUUGAUGGAUGUGAUUCGUCGAGAAGGCAAGCGUAUGAUGUCUGUUCAGCCUUCAGAAUCAGUUAUUGGUAAUAUGGUACGAAGAGUAUUAAAAGUAAUCAGAGAAGAAUAUGCCAGUGCCGAAGGCAAGACAUUGGGUGAUGACCCACAAGAAGCUUUACAGAAACGUUUUGUCAGUGAAGGAGUGUCUGAUGACUACACACUACAAGUGCCUGACUUCCAAGCAAUCGUCAUUGAAGCCAUUUCUGAAAUAAAAUCUGAAUUGGAGACAUGUAUACCAAACAUAGAAUCACAAGCACUAGAGCAUAUUCAUGCCAAAGAAAUAAUCAUGACAUCAGGCUGGUCCAAAUCUGUUGAAGCAUUUCUUAAGAGUGCAGCUCGGAAACGAAAAUUCCAGGUCAUGGUAACUGAAGGAGCACCGUUUUUCCACGGUCAAAAAAUGGCCAAGAGUUUGGCUGCCAGCAACAUAGAAACUACAUUGAUCACCGAUUCUGCUGUAUUUGCUAUGAUGUCUCGGGUGAACAAAGUAAUUAUUGGAACUCAUACAGUAUUAGCAAAUGGAGGGCUGAAAGCAGUUCAAGGAAGUCACAGUAUUGCUCUAGCUGCCAAGUAUCAUUCUGUACCGCUGAUAGUAGUUGCUGCAAUGUUUAAACUAUCUCCUCAGUAUUUGUGUUCAUAUGAUCAGGAUGCUUUCAAUCGUUUCGUGAGUCCCAAUGAUGUUGUAAAAUUCUCUGAGAGUGCCAUUGUAUCUAAAGUACAGAUCUGCAAUCCUGUCUUUGACUAUGUUCCCCCAGAACUUGUUACUUUGUUUAUUUCUAACAUAGGUGGAAAUGCACCCUCCUAUGUAUACCGGUUACUGAGUGAACUAUACCACACAGAAGACAAUGAUUUAGAUAAAGUGUUUUAACUUUAUCCUCCCCCCAUCCUACAAACACAUCUACACAUGUCUUUUUUUUUUAUUUUUACAUCUGUUAAAUUAAAAUCAUUAAAUUUACAUUUCCUACAUUAAAAGAAAUAACAGCUUUGUUUUAUA
This is a messenger RNA of Octopus sinensis (East Asian common octopus), 1350 nucleotides long. RefSeq names its product translation initiation factor eIF-2B subunit beta. The transcript has 13 exons. Gene Ontology annotation, biological process: translational initiation. The coding region runs from base 154 to 1224 and encodes 356 amino acids. NCBI's taxonomy places the organism in Eukaryota, Metazoa, Mollusca, Cephalopoda, Octopoda, Octopodidae. Gene Ontology annotation, molecular function: translation initiation factor activity; guanyl-nucleotide exchange factor activity. The record is from RefSeq and is a predicted model, not a curated record. Gene Ontology annotation, cellular component: eukaryotic translation initiation factor 2B complex.